CGACUGCAGCCUGGCCACACACCACCACCUUACAGCUCUUGCCCAUGACUAUCAGUGUACGUCACGACUGCAGUAAAUGGCCCCGCCCCUACCCAUUGACGGCAAAAUGGCGUCGGAGAGCUGUGAUGCUGUGAACAUGGACCCUGACAUGGAACUGCUCUGUGACGAAGAAUUAGAAAGGGAAGCAGAGGGCUUCAAAGAGCAAGGCAAUGCCUUUUAUAUCAAGAAGGAUUAUGCAGAAGCAUUCAGUUAUUACACCAAGGCCAUAGACAUGUGUCCGAAGAAUGCAAGUUACUAUGGAAACCGGGCAGCCACGCUAAUGAUGUUGUGUCGGUACAGAGAGGCGUUAGAGGAUUCCCAGCAAGCGGUGCGACUAGAUAACGACUUCAUGAAGGGCCAUCUGCGAGAGGGCAAAUGCCACCUAACUCUUGGCAACGCUAUGGCUGCGAGCCGCUGCUUCCAGAGGGUUCUGGAGCUGGAGCCUGACAGCAGCCAGGCCCAGCAGGAGCUGAAGAACGCUGAAUCAAUCCUUGAAUAUGAGCGAAUGGCCGAGAUUGGAUUUGAGAAGAGGGACUUCAGGAUGGUUGUGUUUUGCAUGGACCGGGCCUUGGAGGCUGCCGCAGCCUGUCACAGGUUCAAGAUACUGAAGGCCGAGUGCUUAGCCCUGCUGGGACGCUACCCCGAGGCUCAGUCUGUAGCCAGUGAUAUUCUGCGGAUGGACCCUACUAAUGCAGAUGCUCUGUACGUGCGCGGUCUUUGUCUGUAUUAUGAGGACUGCAUUGACAAGGCAGUCCAGUUCUUCGUCCAGGCCCUGCGCAUGGCUCCGGACCACGACAAGGCUCGGCUCGCAUGCAGAGAUGCCAAAGCACUAAAAGCCAAGAAGGAGGAGGGGAACAAGGCAUUCAAGGAGGGAAACUUUGAGGCAGCCUACGAGCUGUACUCUGAAGCACUAACAAUAGACCCCAACAACAUCAAGACUAACGCCAAGCUGUUCUGUAAUAGGGCCACUGUGGGCUCUAAGCUGAAGAAACUAGAACAGGCCAUUGAAGACUGCACGAAGGCCAUUAAACUGGAUGAGACCUACAUUAAGGCCUAUCUACGGAGAGCACAGUGCUACAUGGACACAGAGCAGUAUGAAGAGGCAGUGCGAGAUUACGAGAAGGUUUACCAGACGGAGAAGACAAAAGAACACAAGCACCUUCUGAAACAUGCCCAGCUGGAGCUGAAGAAAAGCAAGCGGAAAGAUUACUACAAAGUGCUUGGGGUGAAUAAGAACGCCACAGAAGAGGAGAUCAAGAAAGCUUACCGCAAGCGGGCGCUUUUACAUCACCCAGAUCGUCACAGCGGAGCUACUCCUGAGCUGCAGAAGGAAGAGGAGAAGAAGUUUAAGGAGGUGGGCGAGGCUUUCAGCGUGCUUUCGGACCCAAAGAAGAAGUCUCGCUAUGACAGCGGUCAGGAUCUGGAGGAGGAAGGCAUGAACAUGGGAGAUUUUGAUGCCAACAACAUUUUCAAGGCGUUCUUCGGUGGCCCAGGAGGUUUUAGUUUUGAAGCAUCUGGACCAGGGAAUUUCUUCUUCCAGUUUGGUUAGCUGGAGGAUUUGUCGACCUAAACAGUUACUGCAUCAGGACUUUUCAACAAUGUCAACCCCCGACCCGCCAUCCAUAUUUAAUGACUGAUUGCAAGUCAAGAUUCCUGUCUAUGCCAUUGACUGAAUGAACCCAAUGACCACAUGCAACUAAUGUUUUAUUAGCAAGGACUCCAGGACGGCACACUGCAAUAGUGUUACUGGUUUUGGAUUUGGUUUUCUUCCUUUCAGAAUGAAACACACUUUAAAGUCAGUAAUGGCUAGCAACGCUGGUCCAAAUAUUAUCUGGAUUUUUUGACAACGCAGCGACUUGCGCAGCUAUUGUAUCGGAGCUUUUAGCGAUCCAUGCAGGAAGGGACAUCCUGGGGGAAACUCUUGAGAUGCAACUGAGCAUUGAGCAAGCUAUUAUCCACCUCGCCUCAACUUGCUGCUGAGGGGGCGUCCUCUGCAUGACAGUUAAUAACUUGCUUAAUGAUUUUUGAUCCCUUAGCAAGUGGCACUUUCCCACUUUUGAAGAACAUGUCAGAGAGACAGUUGGCUGCUAUGAAUUCACACUGAAAACUGCCUCCUUGUCAUAAGCCAAUAGGAGCACUUGAGCAUUUUCUUUUUCUUUUUUUUUUAAGUCACAGCUGGAGCCUAGACCUCCACUUACACUACAGCUGAAGCACAUUAGAAAGAUGGCGGUGGAGGCAGCUGUGCUGGCGGUGGAGGCAGCUGUGCUGGCUUUGUUGCCAGCAAAGUCGCCCUCCCCCUUGUUGUCACAGGUUUUGUGUUUGAUGUUGCCAUUCACAGAUUGAUGCAUUGUACAUUUUACCAGAAUGUAAAGUGUUGAUUUGUGAUGAUAGUUUUUUUUUUUUUGUUUUUCCCCAUUCUUUUUUUUUUUAAUUUUGAUAUGUAUAUUUAUUGUAAAUUUGCUGUCUGAUGGAGAACCAUCUGUGUAAGAUGGCGACACCUUUCUGUUAUUUGAAAGUUUGAGAGAGACACUGAUGAUGAGCAUCCUUGGACACAAAUUGGGGAAGAUAGUUGUUUUUUAGUUCGGUCUGCAUGCAAUAUUGUGCAGAAAUACAUUAUGCUUUAUGUGUUCCUUGACUGUAAUGCAAGCGGUCUAAUUUAAGUUAAUGCAAAUUAGACGCGUUUGCUAUUGUCCAAGUCAUAGGGUGAUGGAUACGUGGUUAUGUUCAGUUUACUUCCUGAUGAGUUUGUUGUUCUCUUGGUGGACUUCAUGAAGAAAAGAAAAGCGUCUUCAUCUUUGCUCUCAUUGUUUCUGCCCUUGUGGUGAAACCAUCCUCUCUUUAUCCUUAAAGUACCAGCCAAGUCAAUAAAGUUGGCCUCCUCUGGGUUUCCCCUAAA
Anarrhichthys ocellatus (wolf-eel) is the source of this 2935-nucleotide messenger RNA. RefSeq names its product DnaJ (Hsp40) homolog, subfamily C, member 7 (gene dnajc7). NCBI's taxonomy places the organism in Eukaryota, Metazoa, Chordata, Actinopteri, Perciformes, Anarhichadidae. The record is from RefSeq and is a predicted model, not a curated record. The transcript is spliced from 15 exons. Gene Ontology annotation, molecular function: protein binding. The coding region runs from base 77 to 1588 and encodes 503 amino acids.